Molecule: messenger RNA, 1703 nt
Organism: Drosophila erecta
Lineage: Eukaryota; Metazoa; Arthropoda; Insecta; Diptera; Drosophilidae
Product: transcription factor Ouib
Exons: 4
Coding region: 141-1472 (443 amino acids)
Cellular component (GO): nucleus
Molecular function (GO): zinc ion binding
Source: RefSeq, a predicted model, not a curated record
UGGAAAAACCAUUUGUUCGCGCCAAAGAAGAUUUCGGUUUUUGCGAGCGACGGUCACACUGCAAAGAGCGAACCGGCUGCGCAAAUAUUAUAAUCGUAAUUUGUAGUUUAAAUUAACAAAUUGUAUUCAAUCUUGCAACAAUGACCAGCGAGUGUCGGAUAUGCGGCGAGCGCAUCUUUACGCCGCACCCAAAGAACAUCUUCGAGAAGCGGAACCAUCGCAUUCGGAUGGCCAUCGAGCAAAUUACGGGCUUGGAGAUCGUUUUGGAGAAGAUGCUGCCCCAGCACAUCUGCUCUUGUUGUCUUCUGGACCUGACCCAAGCCGUAGCCUUUAGGCAACGAUGCCUGCAGACGCACGCAAAUCUCCACCAGCGGAGCUCCUCGAACACGAGUGUUGACUCAAAAGGCUCCGCGGAGGUUUUGCAAGUGCGUAGUGAUCCGCUGAUGAAACAGGAAGUACAAGAGGAUACGGUCGACACCGAGGACGAUAAGGAGCUACUCGAGGAUGAUAGAGAAUUCUUGGGCGAUGAUAAGGAUUUCUUGGAAGAUGACAAAGAGCUCAUGGAUGAAGAUAAAGAUUUCUUGGAAGACGUAAAGCCGAUUGUAAGGUUUCCUCCGGUCAAAAAAAUCAGGCUCGAGGCCCAACAACUCCCGAACAGUCAAUCCCCACGAGUCAGGGUCAAGCGACUCCGUGUGGAGGAGAUCGAAAAGCCAGAUAGUCCACCACCAGCUCCGCGGGAGCGCGUGCGAAAGCCCAGAAAGCGGCGACCAAAACCCAAGGUCGAUCGAUCGAUUAAGCGAUAUGUGUGCGACCAGUGUGGUUGGUCGUUCAAUGACCACAGCAACAUGAAGGAUCACAAGUUGCGGCACUUCGAAGAGAAGUUUUCGUGCGACGAGUGCGGUCGUAAGUUCUACACCAUGCCAUUGCUCCGAUUGCACAUCCGAGUGCAUCAUAAGGGCGAGAAACCGUACGUCUGCAAGUUCUGCGGUAUGGGAUUCGCCAAUAGUCCCAGCCGCUGUCGUCAUGAACGUCAAAUGCAUGCUAACGAGCUGGUCCACCCGUGCAAAAUAUGCGGCAAACGUUUCAACAGCGAGAAGGGUCGGUUAAAGCACGAGGAGGGGCACAAGAGUGACCAACCGGAUGUCCACAUCUGCCUCACCUGCAACAAGGAGUUCAAGGAGGCGCAGUUUCUGCAUCGGCACUACGCCACCAAGUACCAUCGCAAGCGAGUCAACUUGUUGGUGGAUGACCCGAAGGAGGAAUUCCAGUCAGAUGCCGAUCCGGAGGAGAGUCCGGGAUAUAUGGAAGAGGGACAGGCAGAAAUGGAGGACAGUCAGGCCGAGCUGGACGUACUUUUGGAGGACGUGAAUGAGGAGCAAUACGAGGACCACGAAGAACUUCUGGACCAGGACGCGCCCUUUGAGGAGUUCGAGUAUGACGAUGCCAUCCCGGAGGAGGAGCUGUACACCUAACUUUAAGCACACAAGUCAUACGACUCCGUUGGCGCCACACAUUCGCCAAUGCCAGGGAUGCAGACUAUCGGACUAUUUUGGUGGUUCAAAGAACUCUUUUGAACUAGUAGCCGUAAGACGAUUAGCACUACGUUUGAAGGAAUUCAACUUCGGUCACGGAUUACAAAUUGUUAUGACAUUUAUUUCAAUUACAAAUUACGUUUUUUUAAUAAAAAUAAUAUAGAGCCAGUA